This is a messenger RNA of Camelina sativa (false flax), 1466 nucleotides long. The record is from RefSeq and is a predicted model, not a curated record. Lineage: Eukaryota; Viridiplantae; Streptophyta; Magnoliopsida; Brassicales; Brassicaceae.
UGCAGUGGAUGAAAAACAAAACAAAAUAAAACAUAAAAAAAAAAAAAAGAGAGAAAAUGGGUGAUGAAGAAGAAGUUGAAGUGAUCUCUAAGAGCAUAGUUCGACCCGAGAGCUACAACGAGGAUUCGGAUCGGGUUAAGAUCCAUCUUACUCCAUGGGAUCUCUUAUUUCUUGGAUCCGAAUACUCACAAAAAGGUCUCCUCUUUCCUCAACCCGACCCGGAAACCAACGUCAUCUCUAGGUUAAAAUCCUCUCUCUCCAUCGCUUUGAAGAUCUUCUACCCAUUCGCCGGUCGUCUCGUGAAAAUCGAAAACGACGACGAUGGAACGUCGUCGUGUUACAUCGACUGUAAUGGUUCAGGUGUAAGAUUCGUCCACGCUUCAGCUAGCUCUAUUUCCGUGACUGAUGUUUUAGAACCUGUCGAUGGUACUGUCCCUGAGUUCUUGAAACGUUUUUUCCCGUGCAACGGUGUGAAAAGCCUUGAAGGCAUCUCUGACUCACUGAUCGCGAUUCAAGUAACGGAACUUAAAGAUGGAGUUUUCAUCGGCGUUGGUUAUAGCCACCUUGUUACCGAUGGAACUUUGAUUUGGAACUUCUCCAAUAUUUGGUCGGAGAUUUGCUUUAACGGCUCCGAUCAUCGGAGAAAGUUUCCUCCUCUGGUUCACCGUGGAUGGUUUCUAGACGGGAUUGAGUAUCCGAUUCGCAUGCCGGCCUCUGUGACGACUGAGACACCGAACCUUGAUGGUACUUCAUCGUCGAUACUACUACAAGAGAAGAUCUUUCGUUUCACGAGUGAAAACAUUUCUGAGCUCAAAGCCAAAGCCAACGGUGAGGUUAGUCCCGAUGACCGGAAAAUCUCCUCGCUUCAAGCGGUUUCGGCGUAUAUGUGGCGGUCGAUAGUUAGAAACAGUGGUUUGAGUCCGGAAGAAGUGAUUUGUUGCGGGUUAAUGGUGGAUCUGAGACGAAGGCUAGACCCUCCACUUGAGAAGGAUUGUUGCGGGAAUAUGGUCGGGACCGCUAUUACGACGACCACCGUCGGGGAGAUGUUUAACAAUGGCCUUGGUUGGGCUGCUCUGAAAAUAAACAAAAGUGUUGCUUCGCAAACGAAUGAAGAGUUCAGAGAGUUUGCUGCGGAUUGGGUCAAGAACCCGAGUUUACUAGAUGUCAAUACUUUGACCAAUACUAUAGCCGUUACUAGCUCUCCUCGGUUCAAUGUGUAUGGAAAUGAUUUCGGUUGGGGUAAACCUAUCGCGGCUCGAGCUGGAACAGGGAUUACUCAUGAUGGCAAACUCGUUGCUUAUCCGGGAAUCGAACCUGGAAACAUCGAGAUUCAGACGUGUUUAUCCUCUAGUGUUUUGGCUAAGUUAUCCACUGAUGCUGAGUUUUUGAAACAUGCAUGUGUUGUUUAAGUAUAAUAAUCAUCCAAAUUAUAUGUAUCUUUUUUUUUUUGCGUCAACUCAAAUGUA